AUAUCGAAAAACAAUCGACGAAAACUCCGCGGAAUAAACACAAAUAAAAAGUCGAGAAUCUUUUUAUAAAGUGAUUGAUUUUUCCAAGGUACUUUGACUAUUUGUCAAUCUAUUGGACGUCACUAGGUAACUGUAGACCAUCCCCGUGGAGGUCUAGGAGUUGCCCGUCUAACCCCACGUAAGCGCUUAUCAGUUUCAGUUCAGUGUCUGUGAUAUCAAUCCGCGGGUCGUUUCUGCCAAAUUGAAUUCAUUUUAUACGGGGUGUUUAGUUUUUGGGCAGCCGUUUUGUGAAAAUAAUUUGAUAGUUUGAAUUUGGUAGUGAUUGGUUUGAUCGGCUCUUUAUGAGUAACAUGGUUUUCCACAUUUUUUAAGAACGGUUCAUGGCCGGGAUAUCUGGUUCGGCAGGCAUCCAUGCUCGCCUUCUGUACUCCCCUUUUGCCCGCCAUCGACAUCGCCGACCGCCUUCAACUCCACCAAGCCGACUGCGACUGCGCCAUUUUCUGACCAGUUUCCUAAGUCCGAACCUUAGCCAUCCACCUUACCAGAUCAAUUCUACUUAACCAAAAAGACAACGAAAGAGUUAGGCCCCACGAUUCAUUUUCUACCUCUGCAAUAUUUAUAUAUAUAAACGUAUUUUAUAGUUUUUUACUACUAUAUCUUUAUAUACCUGUAGACUUAAGAAUAAAGUGGCCUUAUUUUCAUACCUGAAGUUAGGAAUUUGAGAGGAAUUAUUAUUAAUUAAUAUUUUUUAAGUGACCUUAUAUGUUUGCAUUUAAGUCUGUGGCGUUCAUAUUGUACCUGUACCUGCUUUGACCCUCAUCCUAUAUUCCUAAAAAUGGUGGGCAGGUCUUCGUUUAGAAGUAGUAGUAGAACACAUGCCGUAGAUAAUCAGAGAAGAAUUCACGCAAAUGACAGAGUUUUUAACUCUCAAUUUCGUUAUGCUAGUAACUACAUAAAGACCUCAAAGUACUCGUUACUGACGUUCCUGCCAUUGAACUUAUUCGAACAGUUUCAACGCUUGGCGAACUUCUAUUUUUUGUGCCUUCUCGUGUUACAGUUGAUACCAGCGAUCAGCAGUCUCACGCCAGUUACCACAGCGCUACCCCUCAUCGGUGUGCUCGGACUCACUGCCGUCAAGGAUGCCUAUGAUGACAUUCAACGUCACAUUUCGGACUCGCAUGUCAACAAUAGAAAAUCUAGGGUGGUCAGGAGAGGACAGUUGGUCAAAGAAAAAUGGUCGGCAGUCCAAGUGGGAGAUAUUAUUCGAAUGGACAAUAAUCAGUUCAUAGCAGCCGAUGUUUUAAUUUUAACGUCUAGUGAACCGAAUGGAUUAUGUUACAUAGAAACCUCCGAAUUAGAUGGGGAGACAAAUUUAAAAUGCAGACAGUGCCUAUUAGAAACCGCAGAGAUGGGUCAGAACGAUGCCUUAUUGGGAGAAUUCGACGGAGAAAUUCUCUGCGAGAUGCCCAACAAUCUCCUUAACAAAUUCGAAGGAGUGUUAAUAUGGAAGGGGAAGUCCUAUUCUUUGGACAACGACAAAAUCAUGUUGAGAGGAUGCGUGUUGAGGAACACGCAAUGGUGCUACGGUGUCGUAAUCUUUGCUGGUAAAGACACAAAGCUUAUGCAAAAUAGCGGGAAGAGUAAAUUUAAACGCACGAGCAUUGAUAGGCUCUUAAAUUUUUUAAUCAUAGGAAUAGUAUUUUUUUUAUUGUCCAUGUGCCUUUUCUGUAUGGUGGCGUGUGGUAUAUGGGAGUCCCUCGUUGGCCAGUACUUCCAGACAUACCUCCCAUGGGACACGCUGGUGCCUACGGAACCUCUAGGUGGCGCCACCAUCAUAGCCCUAUUGGUGUUUUUCUCCUACGCUAUCGUCCUAAAUACGGUGGUGCCAAUAUCUUUGUAUGUUUCCGUCGAAGUCAUCAGAUUCGUGCAAAGUUUUUUAAUUAAUUGGGAUGAACAGAUGUACUAUGAAAAGACGGGGACACAUGCCAAAGCUAGGACUACAACACUUAACGAAGAAUUAGGCCAAAUAGAAUAUGUAUUUUCCGACAAAACUGGUACGCUUACACAAAACAUAAUGACAUUUAACAAGUGUUCGAUAGCAGCCCGAUCGUACGGUGAUAUCAUUGACCAGAGGACGGGAGACGUCAUCGAGAUCACCGACGAAACUGAACAUUUAGAUUUUUCAUUUAAUCCCAACUAUGAAGCCGAGUUCAGGUUCUAUGACAAACACCUUCUAGAAGCUGUGCGGAAACGAGAUGCAGAUGUAUUUAGUUUUUUUAGACUGUUGGCAUUAUGUCAUACCGUCAUGUCCGAACACAAUGAGGGAAAAUUGGAAUAUCAGGCACAAUCUCCUGACGAAGCGGCGCUAGUAUCUGCAGCGAGAAAUUUCGGAUUCGUGUUCAAAGAACGAGCUCCCAACAGUAUUACAAUCGAAUGUAUGGGAAUCAAAGAAGUGUACGAACUACUCUGUAUUUUGGAUUUUAACAACGUCAGAAAGCGAAUGUCGGUAAUCCUGAGGAGAGAUGGCAAACUAAAGUUAUAUUGUAAAGGAGCUGACAACGUCAUCUAUGAAAGACUUAAAAACGGCCAAGACGAAGUUAAACAGAAGACACAGGAACAUCUUAAUAAAUUCGCUGGAGAAGGCUUGAGAACAUUGGUGUUGGCUUCUUGUGAUUUGGACGAAGUAUUUUUUAACAACUGGAAACAAAGACACCAGGAAGCAGCCGUUUCGUUAGAAGAUAGAGAAGAAAAGUUGGACGCCCUCUACGAGGAAAUAGAGAAAGAUCUAGAAUUGGUUGGAGUGACCGCCAUAGAAGACAAACUACAAGAUGGGGUCCCUCAAACUAUUGCAAAUCUCAUACUAGCUGGAAUUAAGAUUUGGGUACUUACUGGUGAUAAACAAGAGACUGCCAUCAAUAUUGGUUACUCGUGCCAACUCCUGACGGACGAACUGGUGGAUCUCUUCAUAGUGGAUGCUUCCAGUUUCGAAGAAGUCCAGCAACAGCUCCUUAAGUUCCGCGACAACAUUAAAAUCGUCCACACGUUUCAACCCCUUAGUCCCAACGCCAACCAAACGUCAAACGGUCGUGUAGAUUCUGGCGAGUCGUCUAGGGGAGGCAGCACCGUCUUCACUCCCCAGACGCUGGCUAGUCCACCGGCGGUCAGCGUCGUCACAUUCAGGUGGGACGAUGAACAUUCUACACAAAGUGAUAAUUCGAGAGCAAGCACAGAGCUCGCAUAUCACGGAGGUAUUGAAGAAACAGGACCACCUGAGGAGACUUCGGGAGGUUUCGCGAUCGUCGUCAACGGUCAUUCUUUGGUGCACUGUUUACAUCCCCAAAUGGAAAGGUUGUUUUUGGAAGUUGUCAUGCAAUGUAAAUCUGUGAUUUGCUGUAGAGUGACUCCAUUACAAAAGGCGUUGGUGGUGGAAUUGGUUAAGAAGAACAAACAAGCCGUGACGUUGGCUAUAGGUGACGGAGCGAAUGACGUGUCAAUGAUUAAAGCUGCACAUAUUGGAGUUGGAAUAUCGGGCCAAGAAGGAAUGCAAGCUGUUCUAGCUUCUGACUACUCAAUAGCACAGUUCAGGUUUUUGGAGAGGUUACUGUUGGUACAUGGAAGAUGGUCCUAUUACAGGAUGUGUAGCUUUUUAAGAUACUUCUUCAACAAGAACUUUGCGUUCACGCUGUGCCAUUUUUGGUAUGCCUUCUUUUGCGGGUUUAGCGCUCAGACUGUCUUUGAUCCCAUGUAUAUAUCAAUCUACAAUCUUUUCUAUACAUCGUUGCCCGUCCUAGGGGUCGGCAUAUUCGACCAAGACGUAAAUGACAAGAAUAGUGUCCUAUACCCACAGUUGUAUAAACCAGGUCACUAUAACCUUUUCUUCAACAAAAAGGAAUUUUUUAGAAGUGCUCUUCAGGGCUGCUUCGUCUCAAUGGUGCUUUUCUUUGUUCCUUUUGGUACUUACUUGGAUGCAGUUGCCUAUAAUGGUCAAAGUUUAUCAGACUAUAUGUUAUUUUGUAGUGUGACUGCAGCUAUACUAGUUAUCGUUAAUACUGCACAGAUCGCCUUGGACACAAUGUAUUGGACGGUCUUCAACCACAUUAUGAUAUGGGGCUCUCUGGCAUUUUAUUUUAUAGCGGACAAUUUUUAUAACUACCUUUGCCGCGGCCCGUACGUCGGCUCUUUGAUAAAAGCGAUGUUAGAAGUGAACUUUUGGUUCACAACCGUCCUUGUCGUUAUCAUUUGUAUAAUGCCUGUGCUGGCGUGGAGGUUCUACUUCGUAGACGUGUUCCCUACCUUAUCUGAUAGGGUUAGGUUGAAGCAAAGGAUGGCACAGGUGCGAUCUAGACAUAGUCACGACGCCUUAAGAACGCCUUCUGCAAGACGAGUAAGACGUUCGAUACGUUCUGGCUAUGCUUUCGCCCACCAGGAAGGUUUCGGUCGUCUCAUCACGUCCGGAAAGAUUAUGAGAAAGUUACCUAACACCGACUUCAUUAUAAACAAAUUAAACAUGACUUCUACAGGAGGUGAACACCACCAUCAUCAUAAAAAUACCUCAACGGGAAGUGCUGCCCCGCCGUCAGAUGGAAGCAGUAGCGGAGGUCCUGGCAGGGCACCCAUUCAAGAUUUGGACACCAUCAAUCUAUGACGAAUGUGCUCUGCUUAGACAAAAAGGGCAAUGUUUUGUUUUUGCUACUUAAGAUUAAAAGUAUUGUUUUGGUUGUUAAACUAAUCGCGAAAGUGGAAAAUGAAUGUUUCUUUUUUUUUGUAUAUAUACAUAUUUUAAUUAGACGGUAGCAUUUUUGCAGAUUAAUCGAGAAUAUUAAUAAUAAUAAUAAUAAAAGAAAUAUGUGGAAUUGUUACACCGAAUAAUAAAUACUUAUUGGAAAUAGAGGCUAUAUAUACAAGGUUUUAUACAAAAAUAAUUGCCGAAUACUUAAAAGAAAUAUACCAUAUAUUCAGCAGUGAAAAAUAUAUACAAUACAUACCAUAAAACUCUAUUCGAAUAUAUACAGUGUGGCCCAUUUAAAUUGGAAAUAUCCCUGCAAAAUCUGAAGUUGUUCACCGAUUUCAAAUUUUGUUAAUAUUUAGAUAAUAAAAUAUGUACUUCAAAUCAAAAUUUAAAAAGUUUAUUCAAAUGCUUCAGACAUAUACAUACUUUGAAUACUUGAAAAUAUUUGAAAAUUUGAAUAAAACUUGUAAAGUUUUAUCUGAAGUGCAUUUAUUACUUGUACACCAUUAUUUAUUAACUUGCUACAUAUUUGACGAAAAAUGACUAAAAUGAUUUACCUUUUAAGUUACUCCUGUUAAGUUACUGAUUUUUAUUUAAGGGCGUCACACGGUAUAAUGAAAUAAAAAUUUGUAGUUUUACAAAUAAUACACAGCUUUUUUAAAUUUCUAAUAAAAAACCAAAAAAAUCCAUUGCAUUGUAUGUGUUUUAGAAAGCUUUAAGAAAAAUGACAAAAACUAAAUAAAGUGUCUUGAAAAUCUUAAAUUGUCAAGAUCUGUGAUAAUAUAUAAAGUAGAAAAUAGUUUGACACAAAAAGUGAAAUUUGAUAAAAUUAUACCUGUUUUACAUUCAACAUUAAGUAUAAUGAAUGUCUAUACAGGGUGUCCCGAAAAGAUUGGUCAUAAAUUAUACCACAGAUUCUACGGUCAAAAAUAGGUUGAUUGAACCUCACUUACCUAUAUACAAUAGUGCACACAAAAAAAGUUACAGCCCUUUGAAGUUACAAAAUGAAAAUCGAUUUUUUUUCAUAUAUCGAAAACUCUCUGAGAUUUUUUAUUGAAAAUAGACAUGUGGCAUUUUUAUGGCAGCAACAUCUUAAAAAAAUUAAGUAGAAUUUGUGCACCCCAUACAAAUUUUAUGGGGGUUUUGUUCCCUUAAACCCCCCCAAACUUUUGUGUACGUUCCAAUUAAAUUAUUAUUGAGGCACCAUUAGUUAAACACAUUAUUUUUAAAACUUUUUUGCCUCUUAUUACUUUUUCGAUAAGCCAGUGUUUAUCGAGAUAUUUCGAAUAUUUGUCGAAUCCACCACAUAUUUGUAUAUGGUUAAGUACGGUUAUAGAGACCUGUUAAUAAUCUGAAAAUUUAUUUAUAAUUUACAUUUUUAGGUAUAUUUUGAAAAAGAAGCUACAUCUUGAUAAAAGGUGACUUAUGAACAAAAGACUAAGAGGCAAAAGUUUUAAAAACACUGUGUUUAACUAAUGGUACCACAAUAAUAGUUUAAUUGGAACGUACACAAACAUUUGGGGGGUUUAAAGGAACAAAACCCCCAUAAAAUUUUUACGGAAAUAUAUUGAAAAAGAAGCCGCAUCUCAAUAAAAACGAGCUUAUCGAAAAAAUAUUAAGAGGCAAAAAAGUUUUAAAAACAUUGUGUUUAACUAAUGGUACCACAAUAAUGAAUCAAUUGGAACGUACACAAAAGUUUGGGGGGGUUUUAGGGAACAAAAUCCCCAUAAAUUUUUUAUGGGGUGGACAAAUUUCACUAUAAUUUUGUUUUAAGAUGAUCCUGCCAUAAGAAUGAUACAUGUCCAUUUUCAAUAAAAAACCUCUAAUAGUUUUCGAUAUAUUGAAAAAAAUCGAUUUUAAUUUUGUAACUUCAAAGGGCUGUAACUUUUUUUGUGAGCACAUUUGUACUAAGGUAAGUUAGGUUCAAUCGAACUAUUUUUGACCUUAAAAUGUGUGGUAUAAUUUAUGACCAAUCUUUUCGGGACACCCUGUAUAUUACAUUUGCAAAACAUUAUCAUAACAAUUUCUUUUUUCUUUAUAAAUGGUAUGAAAAUUUUAGUAAAAUCUUCUCUAGGAAUACCCUUUCUGAUCUGUGUUGCAUAUUGAUUUCAACAGUGUGACAAUUGUGACAGAAGUGACAGAAUCAAAACCUGCUGAAUCCUAAAUUUUUCGUUAUGCUAAAUCCAAACUAAAGUACAAAUUUCUGAAGAUGUAGAAAAAUGACAAAUUAGUGUGCCAUUUUAUAAUAUUUAUUGAUGCCCCUUUGAUUGAAAAAUACCGGAUACUUUUUGAAAAAUUUACAUUUUUAAUAUUAUUUUUGGUAGGGGAGCAAAGUAUGCUAAUUUUGCAGUCACUCGAGCGUUAUAAGUUAUGGGGACCUAUUGGGUUGUGAUUAUUAGGUCCUAAGACCAAAAAAAGUUAAGUAAAAUUUUCCAUUUUAGUGGGGACUUCCCAUUUUUUAAUUUAAUUUUCCAUUUCUAACAAUCGAUUUUUCCGAUUAUACCGCCAUCUAUCUAUAAUUCGAAAAAAUGUCUCGAAUAAAAGUUUCUUAUUUUUACGCAAAGAAUCCAAAUUUACAAUAAAAAUGUGUGGACCUCAUUUAAGAUUUUAAAGUAACCCCCACCCCACCUCCGUGGGGGUCGUGUUUGGUAUCAUUCGAUAAAUUUUUCAAAAACAUUUUGAAAGUGUCUUUUGCAAUUUUUCGAUCUGAUGUUCAUUUUGCGAAAUAUCGCGGGGUUUGUAUUUAAAAUUUUAAAUUUACCCCCCACCCCUCUUCGUGAGGGGUCCUGUUUAGUACCAUUCGAUAGAUUUGUGAAAAAUAUUAAAGACGUAUUUUUUUGUGAACGUAUUCCCUUUUUUUUGUGAAACUUUUUGACUCACCCAUUUCCUUACGCCCCGCUAAAUUGUGAGAUUUUUGAAAUGUACACUCUUUUGCAUGUACUUAACUUACCUUAUCUUAAUGUGACAAUUUCGAGUAUUUUAAGGAUAUAUUUAUUUUUUCGGGCCCCCCUUAACGAACUUCCCUGUGUUAAAAGCCAAUAUAUGGUAGAAGUACAUUUCAGGGUACCAGGUUUCUCCCCAUAUGAUAAUCUGACGCGCUCGAGUAACUGUAAAAAUCCCCUCUUGGGCUCCCCUACCAUUUAGCCUCCUGACAAAAUUUCAACACAUAGAUCUAGCAGGUUUUGAUUCUAUAGGCCUCAUUUAUUAUAGGCUCUCUAGCGACUCAUAAUGUUUAUUAAGAAUAAAGAAAAUAAAAAAUCAUAAAAGUCAUAGCGUAGCCAAGACAUCUGGGUGAAGAAAUAUAUUUGGGAAAUUGAUCUAUCUUAUCCUGACAGUACUCUGAAAUUUACCAUGUACCUCUACCAAAAUAGCCGUAGACUUAUUCGCUGUUUGUCGUUUUUAUUAAAAAUGUGUCAAUUUUCCUGUACUUAAAAUUCUGUCUUUUGCAAGAAACUAACUUAGUAUUUUGAUCAUAGACUCCUAAGCUAACUUUGAGGUAGAGUUUUAUAAAAUACUGCAUUAGUUGAGAAAAACAAAAAACAAUAUUGAAAAAUAUUCAAUAUAUGAGGUGUAUACUUAUCUGAUCUAGAUAUGUUCACUUGCAGUUAUUUGGACAACUCUUUUGGCUAUUAAUGUAUUAUAUAUGUAAGAAAUUUGUGGUUUGAUAGCUACUAGGCUUAAUUUCUUACUUCAUAAUUUAAAAAAAUAUUUUUGUAAUAUAUCAUAACUUUUACAGUUUGAUAAAACUUUUAUUUUUGGUAUUAUAGUAACAAAUGAUGAUUCGACUUGACAACUCAACUAUUUUUUACACAGUUUGUGUUCUUACAGUAUUAAAAAUCGAUGUAACAGUUACAACAUAUACGCCAAAAACUAAUCAUAUCUUGUUUAAAUGUUGUUAAUUGUCCAUACAUAAUUUUUACCUCUGAAAAUGGAUUUUGGUACAUUGUUAAAUCAACCAUAACUGUUCGACGAGUUUUUAAAGACAUCUGUGAUAAUAGGUUAGAUAGUUGAAUAAUUUAGAUUCACCUCCCUACAUUGGAAAUAGUACUUUAAAACGCUUAGAAAUAGAAUACGAAAUGUAGAAGUGCUGUACUUAAGAAUAAUACUAGGCUCCGCACUGUAAUUCAAAUUGAAAUAUAUAAUGAAUACUUACAUUAGAAUUUAUUGGAAAAUUGAAACAAAUAAAAUAACUACUGUACCUUUAUUGUUUUGACUAAAUAGAAUAUGUAUUACAGGUUUCUUCUAUCUCAAAUUUUAUCAGUUUCCUUGUUUUUAUUCUCUCCUUCGCAGAUAUUUUGGCUCAUCAAGUAUAUCAAUGAUAUCAUCAGGAACCUAUUAUAAAACGUUACACCCUAUUUAUCUUCAAUGUCUACCUCGCCGUACCAUAAAAAGGUACGCAUGCUAUUUAGGUCACCCUAAAUCGCAUGCUUGUGUCAAUAGACCAAGUCACUACACCAAGCUCGCAAGUUGUCCAACUAUGAAGUGCUUCUUCGUCCUGGACUGCGUUUCCCUUGCAUAAUAUUACAAAUAUAGCAACCUAUAUUUGGAAACUCUUAUUACAUGCCCGAUGUACUCCAGCUCUCUCUUCUUGGUGCUUUUUAUAAUCUCAGUAGUCUUGCUGAGACGUUUUAGUAUUGUGGAGUUUCGAAUCUUCUUCACCCAAGAAACUUUUAAAGUUCUUCUAUAGCACCACAUUUCGAAAGCGUCAAGCGUCACAUUUCAAAGGCUGUCAAGCAUUUAAACAUUGCUUCACUUAGUGUCCAUACUUCUACUCCAUAUAGUAGUAUAGAUAAUACAGAUAAUAAUAUGUACAUAUAAAUUAAAAUAUAAUUCAGAAUCAUAUUGUCUACUAUUUUGUGAUAAGUUAACAUUUUCUUCUAAAAUGAUGUAUCAACAAAAGUCGUAUCUGGCGCUACUGCUGGUUCUAAUAAUUUAUCACUUUUAUUAACAGUCCAAGUAGCCCAAUAAAAUAAAAAAAAAUCAAAAUGUAAUUCCGCACAGGUUGGAAUAAAUUUUAUAGCAAAGCUUAGGUGAAUACAAAAGAUAUUUUUAAAAAAGUAUCCAAAUCUUAUGAGGGGAUGAUUGUUUAAAUAAUUAAAAAGGGGUCAUUUUUGCACAAUAUCUACUUUUUUGAUUGCUGAGGUAAUUUACAUUUUAAUGAAGGUAUUUAGGGUAUUUUUCUACAAAGCUGAAGGACAAAUAUUUCACCUAAUAAUAAAUUAAAUUUGACCCCCUAUUUAUUUAGAUAAUUAUAUAUAAAAUUUAAAAAUCAAAUUUGCAGAAAAAUAUUUUUUGCGUUUUAAAUAAGCACUACAAAUUUAUUUUAUUUAAUAGGAGAAGUUGCGCUGUAUUACCAGUAUUAGUAUUAAGCAAAAAAAAUUGGUUAAAAAAUAUUUAAUAAUUUAUGAGAUAUUUAAUUUGUUUAUCAGUUGUUACUAUAUUUUCAAUUGCAAAAACGCGGUUGUUACCAACAGAAUAUAAACCUGCUUAAAAUCUCAUUACUUUUAUUUUUAUGUAUGAUUUCGAUAAAUGUAUUGAUAAAUUUAAAUUUCAAUUUAACUCCCCUCUAAAUUGACAUUUGAAAAUUGUUCUAAUUUGUUUAUAAUUUGUUUUUUUAAUGACGUCGCGGGGAUUAAACAUUUUGAAAUGCUGUUCCGAUAAUCAGGUUCCUGGGAAUUUUUCACUAAUUAACAAAUUUUUUUUGUGGUUUUUUUCUUCUUUUUUUUUUCCUUAUAGUAAAAGAUAUAGUUUUGCUUAUAGAGGGGGUUUCAUUAAGAAUGUCCAAUCUCUGAGUUGUCGAUUCUAGACCUCAAAAUAUUAAGAUUUAACCAAAAUCACUGCAAAAAAUAUGGCUCCUUAUUGAGUUACAGGGUGUUUCAUUUAAAAAUUUAAAAAUUAUUUUUGCUCAGUACUUUAAAACUAUUCGACAUAUCCUUUUCAUACUUGGUAGAAAGUGUAGAUACUAUACAUCCUAUGAAAUUAUGUUAAAUACAGGUUUCCGGCUAUUACCAGAGGCGUACGACAGGCGUACAGGGGAAAGCAAAUGGUUGAUCCUUCCCAAAUUCUACGUCACUGGUGAAAUUGUCAUUUUAGCACAAUUUUCUAAUUUUCCAAUAUUGUCUAUGUAAAUAACAUCCUCUUUACUCGUGACGAUAAAGUCAUUAGUUUUCGAGAUAUUUGAAGUUAAACAUGUAACGGCAUAGUUAUGUAGUUAUUUUAAUUAAUAUAUUGUGCCGCUUAAUUUUUAGUUUCAAAUAUCUCAAAAAUUAAUGAUUUUAUCGUUAAGAAUGAAUAAUAUACUCUUUAGUCUUAACGAUAAAAUCAUUAGCUUUUUAGAUAUUUGAAAUUAAAAAUUAAGCGGCACAAAACCUUAAACAAAAUAAAAUAACUGUGCCGUUACAUGUUUAACUGCAAAUAUCUUAAAACGAAUGACUUUAUCGUUACGAGUGAAGAGUAAGUUAUUUACAUUGAGAGUAUGGGAGAAUCUAAAAAUUGCGCUAAAAUGGCAAUUUCGCCAGUGACGUAGAAUUUGGGAAGGGUCAACCAUUUGCUUUCUCCUGUACGCCUGUCGUACGCCUCUGGUAAUAGCCGUAAACCUGUGUUUAACAUAAUUUCAUAGGGUGUAUAGUACCUACACUUUCUACCAAGUAUGAAAAGGAUAUGUCGAAUAGUUUUAAAAUACUGAGCAAAAAUAAUUUUUAAAUUUUUAAAUAAAACACCCUGUAACUCAAUAAGGAGCCAUAUUUUAUUGAAGUGAUUUUAAAUCUUAAUAUUUUGAGGUCUAGAAUCGACAACUCAAUUGGACAUUCUUAAUGAAACCCCCUCUAUAAGAAAAACUAUAUCUUUUACUAUAAGGAAAAAAAAAGAAGAAAAAACGACAAAAAAAAUUUGGUAAUUAGUGAAAAAUUCCCAGGAACCGGAUUAUCGGAACAGCAUUUCAAAAUGUUUAAUCCCCGUGACGUUAUUAAAAAAACAAAUUAUAAACAAAUUAGAACAAUUUUCAAAUGUCAUUUUAGAGGGGAGUUAAUUGAAAUUUGAAUUUAUCAAUACAUUUAUCGAAAAUAUACAUAGAAAUAAAAGUAACGAGGUUUUUUUACACAGUUUUAUAUUAUUUUGGUAACAACCGCGUUUUGCAAUUGAAAAUAUAGUAACAUUUGAUAAACAAAUGAAAUAUCUCAUAAAUUAUUAAAUAUUUUUUAACCAAUUUUUUUUUGCUUAAUACUGGUAAUAUAGCGCAACUUCUCCUAUUAAAUAAAAUAAUUUAUAGUGCUUAUUUAAAACGCAAAAAAUACUUUUUUGCAAAUUUGAUUUUUAAAUUUUAUAUAUAAUUAUUUAAAUACAUUGGGUGUCAAAUUUAAUUUAGUAAGUUUUAGGUAAAAGAUUUAUCCUUCAGCUUUAUAGAAAAAAACCCUAAAGACCUUCAUAACAUGUAAAUUACCUCAGCAGUUAAAAAAAGUUAAUAUUGUGCAAAAAUUACCCCUUUUUAAUUAUUUAAACAAUGAUCCCCUUAUAUGAUUUGGAUACUUUCUUGAAAAUAUCUUUUGUACUCACCUAAACUUUGAUAUAAAAUUUGUUCCAACCUGUACGAAUUUACAUUUUGAUUUACAUGUGAGUCGAUCAUAAAGUAGGUCCGAGAACACGUAGCAGCGAAGUAGGAGGAUCCGCAAUGACAAUUUUAGGUCUCUGUUACAUAAUACUUUGGACAUCCAUCGAAAAGCGGCUCUCACCUGCUCAAUAAUUGUGGAUCUAAUUUUACCGCGAAUCUCUGCGUUACAACCUGAUAUCAAUCUUUUUACGCUUUAUAAAAAUAAACUUUAGCAAAACGUUAGUAAUCUUACUUUUAACUAGUAAAAGGCUCCAUGCUCAUGUCAAAACAUGACAUCGGAAAUUUAGUCUUGCGCGUUUUUUCUGUGCAUUUUUUUAUUUGUACUUUUUUCCGAACACAGUUCUGUAAAUUAGCCUUCCUUUACUAAGCAUUUUUUGCCAUAGCUGUCUAUGAACAAAUUUGACGCGGUUUGUAAGUAUUCAUUUUAUAAAUAACAUUUUGACAAUGCUGUAGUUUAUUUAGUAGAAUAAAAUGAAAAUAUUUUUAUAUUUUGCAAAAAAUAUUUAUUUUUGUUACACACGUUUUAUGUUAUGUCUCCGUCUUUAAUUAAACCAUAGCAUUUUGGAGGGUAUGGAAAUAAAUUAAUAAUUAUAACAAUUCAUCUUUUAUUUGGUUUUUUGCUAGUUUUGAUUAUUAAUUCGGUAAAUAAUCAUAAAAACUCAUUAUAAAAAAUUAAUUAGAAAAUAUAUACUUUAUAAACAUGUAUAAUAAAUUUUUAAUUGUAAGAAUGUUAAUGAAUGUUAAAUUUAAAAUGCCCGCAUUGAGGGCAAGACGAUUUUGUAUUAUUGAAAAUGCAGUACGGGUAUGAUACACGGGUAAAGGAAAAUAGUUUGACCGAUUAAUAACAUUCAUAUAAUUAGCUUCAAUUUUAAAUACACAGAAACUUUUGUUUAACGUUGAAAAUUUGUUGUAUGAAUGUUAAAUUCGUCAUACACAUAUGAAUUUUUAUCUGAAGUUUUGAACUAGCUUAAAAUGAUUUUUGUGUACAUUGUGUUAUUAAAAUUAUAAAAACAUAAUUGAUUGACCAAAAUGUCGGUUGGUACAAAAAUACGUUUUUUGCAAAAUGAUAAUAAAUUAUAUCAAAUACUUCUGUAGUUUUAGUUUUAAUCUUGCUACUUAAAAACAUGACAUAAAGGAGAUUUAUCGCACUUUUAGCAAAUAUGUUGCAAAAAGACAAAAAUACGUUGAAAUGUAUGUGAUUAUAUGUUUGUUAAUGUGAUCGUUACUUGUAUAUUAUUUGUUAAUAACACAAGAAGCUAUACACUGGUACUUAUAACUGAAACAGUAAAAAUUUUGUUAUAAAAUUGUUUUGUUUUAAUUAAUUAUUAUUUGCAAAAUUGGUGCCAAAUUGGUCCAGUAAUUGAGGGCUUUCAUUUGACACAUGUGUUCAGCUUGGGUAAUAAAUAUGUGUAUUUUACUACAGAGUGCGUCAAAAGUAGAGUCGAAUAUUUCGCGAAAUGGACAUCGGAUCAAAAAACUAAAAAAUACCUGUUCAAUAUUUUCCAAAAAUCGAUCGAACAACAGCCAACACGACUCCACACUUUAUCCCCCUGGAGAAGGGGUGGGGAAUAACUUUUAAAUCUUAAAUAGAAACCCCCAUAAUAUUUUUUUAAAAUUUCUCGAGUAACACCAAACACGACCCCAUACUCCCACCCUUUGGGAGUGGGCCAAGAAACAACUUUGAAAUCUUAAAUGGAGAACCACAUUUUUCCAAUGGAGAACCAAGUUUUAUCUGAAUUUUUUCUAUUCGCGAUAGAAAAAAUUGCGCUGUAAUCACAGAAACACCUAUACAAAUCCAAAGUCUGGGAACUAAUUUUUAUAGUAUGGAAUAGUUUUUUAAGAAUGUUUUGUAGAAUCAGAAUCUACAUUAACAUUUGGGUGUUCCUAUUAAAGAUUUCGAAGUUACCCCAACCCCACUUCCAGGGGAUGGAGUGUGGAGUCGUGUUUGGUGUCAUUCGAUAGAUUUUUGAAAAAUAUUGAACACGUAUUUUUCAGUUUUUGGAUCCGAUGUUGAGUUGUAUGUACUAUUUUUUUUAUAAAUAUUGAAAGGGUUUAAUUUGAUAUGCUUUUUGUUGAAACAAAUAAAAUUUUAAAAACUUUAGUAGCGAAUAUUCCCUCCUCUGGCAGCGAUAAUAACUUGUAAACAACGAUGCAUGCUUUGGAUCACAUUUUGGAUCAAAUUCUGCGGAAGAUUGUUCCAUUUCUGCACCAAUAUGUCGCCAAGCUCUCUUGACUUUCUUUUGCCCCCCACAUUACUCCGUAAACGUUUUUUCAGCUCAUCCCAAACAUGUUCCAUGGGAUUAAUAUCUGGACUGCGAGCAGGCCAAACAAAUUGUAUGAUUUGAACUUCCCCAAGCCAAUAUGUCGCCAAGCUCUCUUGACUUUCUUUUGUCCCCCACAUGACUCCGUAAACGUUUUUUCAGCUCAUCCCAAACAUGUUCCAUGGGAUUAAUAUCUGGACUGCGAGCAGGCCAAACAAAUUGUAUGAUUUGAACUUCAAGAUCUGACCCUCCACUAAAUAGAAGUCGCUCGACAACACAUACUUGAGCAUAUCUCUCGCCUGGACAUUGCCACACUCUUACAAGUUUGUCUGAGCCCAUAAGACAGAAUCUCCGUAUUGUCCAAGCUGUGUUUUCGUGCAAAAUUAAUAUAAUACGGCAAACGUAUUAUAUAGGUAUACUUAUCAGAAUGAAUUAACACUAAUGCACUAUAACAGCCUUUUGCAGUCUGCUUAUUAUAUCAUCGUGUAACUGGAACCUACUUCAUGUAAACAGUUAAUACUCCCCAUUUUUUGUGAUGUAUUUUUGAAUAAACGUUAUACCUACUGUCAUCGUACGUAUGAUCUAGGUAUUGUGAAUUAUAAACCGUCUUACGUAAUGUUACGGUAAAUGGUAGCUCACAAACUAUUUUAACAGUUAAUAUUGUUGCCUCCCUCUAUUUGUUGUUUCCUUUCCGCUAUCCGGCUUGAAGGACCAUGUCUAAUCUUCGUGCUCAGUGGAGGUUGAUCUUCAGUAAUAGAAACGCCAAUAGGACUUAUAAAAUUUAUUGAUAGCGACUGACACCAGGGUAGUUACCACGAGAGAACGUUGAGUACUGAUAUGUGGCUUGUACGUGAAUUAGUUGAAGACCCUAUAAUACUACAUGUUGGAUGUAUGAAGAAAUGAAGUUAAAGGUACAUCUGGCCUGGUUGAGUUGAUUCUAAUGAAUAAUUCUAAAAUGUAUUCUCUCUUGUUGGCAACAUGAAUUGGGUCAUAGCCCACACUACAAAAAGAACAAAGGUUUUACUUUGUCAGCUAAAUUAAUGUCCAUUGUAAAAAAAAAUGUUUAUGAAUUGCAACAAUUAAACAUAUGAAAUAACCCGCACAUGUUUAAAUAUAAUAACAAAUUGGCUGAUGUGAUAUAAGGGGUGACAAAAAUAUACUGUUAAAUGCGGAUAUGAAUAAUGAAUGUUUGAGAUUUAACACCUCUUCGAAUAUUGGUACGUUCUAUUUAAUUUAGUUUUAUGACGAAUGUGUUUUCGUUGUAUAUCCAGCUCUCUUCUUUUUUUUCUUUGGACAGUUUUGGUUUUUAAGAAAUUCUUGAAUAUUUUUAUACAAUUAUAAAAUUUUUCUUUAAAAUAACAAGUGACUGUGCCCUUCUUAAAGACCGACAUUAUUGUGUUAAUCUGCCAAAUGAGUGAUUAUUUUUCAGUGAAACUUAAAGGGCUAUAAUAGUGUAAAAGUAAGAAAUUCAUAUACUUUUUUGGGAAUUUCUAAAAUAAAAAGUACUCUACCAGUUGUUUUGAAAAUUUGCAUAGCAUAUAUUAUAAAAAUAAGUAAAUGUAAAAAAAUUCAUAAAAAAAAUUAAAAUUAAACGAUAUAUGCGUCAUCUUCGUACUUUUACACUAGGAUAGCCUCUUACAGUACCAGAGAGUGUGUAAGUUCUACUUAUCAGAAAUAUCUUACGCUUAUUUGUAAUGCCAGAAUAUUAACUGUAAACUGUUAUUUUACAAAAACUACUGGACAAUACAAUUAAUUAAAACGGGAUAGUUCCCGGGAAUGGAUGUAUACCAUAUAGUUUAAUAACUCUUUAACAUCGAAGUAAAAAACUCCUUAGUAAGAGGUAUUGAAAAUUAAAAUGUUAAAAAUCCAAAUGAAUUACAUAAAUGUUCAAAACGUUUUCGGACCUAUCAGUCCAUCCUCAGUAAACCUGAAAAGGUAUAACUCUAAUCCCACUUAAUGAAAUUGAAAAAUGUGGUUGAAAUUUUGAUUGUUAAUAAAAAUGUGGUUAUGAUUACUUACUCUUAUUACUUAAGUAAUAGCCCCAGAACCAAACAGUGGUUGGAUUUAAUAUGAAAUUUUCAUUGUGAAAUUGUAAAAUUGAAACUGCUUAAAGCCGAUGUUAAUAGAUAACUACCGGGAACAUGAAGAAUCCCUACCCGAAAAUAAUCAACACAAACCUUUUGAUCUACAUUCGUUUGCCAAAUGGGUCUAAUAAGAAUAGACUAGGUAAGGUAUACUUACCUUACGUAAGGUAUAAGAGAGAGAUAGAUAGACCACCUAACCACUGCUCGGCGUUACACUAUUUUGCCUGCCAUGCCUAGUCUAUUCUUAUUAUAUUCUUAUUAUGGUAUAAUAUGCGGAAGUAAUUAAAUUGUCAGUGACAAUGACAUUAAGGAAAAGGUAGUCAAUUUUAAAUGAGUUGACUGUUAUGAUCAAGAUUUUAUAGAUCAACUCAUUUAAAAUUGACUACCUUUUUUCUGAAUGUCAUUGUCACUGACAAUUCAAUUACUUCCGCAUAUAGGCCAUUCCAACAUGCUGUCAAAAUGAAAUCAAUCUGGCAGCGGGGAGGCAAACAUAAAUGUUAUUCUAUCGGUUCUUAAUGUGUUUUAGAUCAUUUUAGUUGCGUUCCUUUGUAAUUUUGUUUUGUACAAGGAUUAAUUUAACAUUCUCACUAAAAGAAUUAAUCUAAAAAGAUAAUAUUCCUCAUUUCUGUUGUGUUUUGAAGUGUGCAAUGCGAAGUAUUCAUGAUAAAGUUCGGUUUUACCAUCAGUACUACAUUUUAAGCGCAAAACAACUAAGUAAGUUAUAAUCCGAGAGACAAAAACAAUAGUUAAAUGCUAUAAAACGUCCUAUAAAAUGCUAAAUAACUAACUAUAUCCAUGUUACUUACGCUUGGAAAACGUCUAAACUGUAGGUUAACUCACAGCCCUUGAGGGAAAGUGGACCUAUAUUAGUGGAAAGUGGUUAUUUUGCCAAUCUUUUGCUUGUACCUACCACUGUACGUUUAGAUACCUACUAACAACAUUUGUAUUGUCUACCAACAACUUUAUAUGCACUCAUGUUUAUUCAUUCACUGCUUAAAACUAAAUAAAGUCGUUCAAGUACUUCUACACGUAAAAACUACACAAGAUCAAAAAAAUUUUCGGAGAAUACAACUAAAAAACUUAACAGUAAAAAAGGUAAGAAACAUGUGGUGCAAAUAAUAUAAACAAACAUAAUCUUUGACAGUUUUGCCUCCCAAACGUUAAAGUCUUGGAAUACCCUAUUAAAAACGUUUGUGUUGAUUAUGUUCGGCUAGGGAAUCUUCACUUUCCCGGUAGUUAUCCAUUAACAUCGGCUUUAAGACGUUUUAAGUUUACAGUUUCACAAUCUGAAUUACAUAUUAAAUCCAACCACCGUUUGGUUCUGGGGCUAUUAAGCAAGUAAUACGAGAAGUUAUCACAACCACAUUUUUAUUAACAGUCAAAAUUUCAACCACAUUUUUCAAUUUCAUUAAGUGAGAUUACUUAUUGCUUUUAGGUUCACUGAGGAUGGACUGAUAGGUCCGAAAACGAUUUGAACAUUUAUGUAAUCCGUUUGGAUUUUUUAAAAUGUUAAUUUUAAAUUAAAACUAUACCUAUUACGAUAGAGUUUUUUGCUUCGAUGUUGAGAGUUACAUACAAUUAAUAUCUUUAAUCAAAAUAAAUAUAACAUUAGAUGUAAUCGUUGAAAUUUAUUGAAAAGUUUUUUGCAAUAUAUUUGCUUUAAGCGGAAAUAUGUUUUCCGUUGACUACGUAUCAUGAAACAUUCAUUUUUCCAUUCGGUAAAUUACUGUUUUUUUAUAUAUAUAAAAAUAUGCACGUUGUAUAUCUUUUAUUUUUGUAAAAAACAUUGUUGAUAUUUACAAGAAAAAAUAUUAAAAUAUGUCGAAAAAAGUUCAUUUGCUACUGUAAGUAUUUACUAUGUGAUUUUUCACUUAAACUUAGAUAUAUACAUACAUGUACAGUAUGAAAUCAUUUUAUGUUUUAGACUUUAAAUGUUAAGCUUCUACUAGUCAAACAAAGUAUGUUUAAUGUUAUAUGAAAAAGUAUUUCUUUAUUACCAAGUUAUUUAAGAUUAUAUGCUUUUCGUUUUUUAUUAAGAAUAAAUUUAUUUUUUCUGUA
Diabrotica virgifera virgifera (western corn rootworm) is the source of this 18738-nucleotide messenger RNA. RefSeq names its product probable phospholipid-transporting ATPase IM (gene ATP8B). The transcript has 18 exons. Gene Ontology annotation, biological process: phospholipid translocation; Golgi organization. Bases 836 to 4645 code for a protein of 1269 amino acids. Gene Ontology annotation, molecular function: ATP binding; ATPase-coupled intramembrane lipid carrier activity; ATP hydrolysis activity. Gene Ontology annotation, cellular component: plasma membrane. The record is from RefSeq and is a predicted model, not a curated record. Lineage: Eukaryota; Metazoa; Arthropoda; Insecta; Coleoptera; Chrysomelidae.